AUGCAGAUCUCUUUCUUGGCACUUGCUCUCAUGGCUGCAGCUGGUGCUCAAGCCGCCCUCCACAAGUCCGCUGCUUGCGUCUCCAACAGGGUGUCUUCACCUGUAGGCGGCACUCCUUGGAGCGUGAGCUACAAUUGGCAGACCAACUAUGAAGUCCUCCCUGAUGCUACAGAAUGUGCCUGCAACUUCUACAAGGCGCGAAACAAGGGAAGCGAAUGGUGGAACACAUGCCCUGAUUGUGCCUUCGACGGUACUAUCUGCAGCUCUCCCGAUGGCCAUAUCGGUGGCGAUGAGAUGGCAUACUACUGCAAGGAGCUGUGUGGUGCUCAGGGAUCAGAGGCCGACUAG
This is a messenger RNA of Fusarium coffeatum, 348 nucleotides long. RefSeq lists its product as uncharacterized. NCBI's taxonomy places the organism in Eukaryota, Fungi, Ascomycota, Sordariomycetes, Hypocreales, Nectriaceae. Bases 1 to 348 code for a protein of 115 amino acids. The transcript has 4 exons. The record is from RefSeq and is a predicted model, not a curated record.